Pecten maximus is the source of this 4685-nucleotide messenger RNA. RefSeq names its product RNA polymerase II-associated protein 1-like. NCBI's taxonomy places the organism in Eukaryota, Metazoa, Mollusca, Bivalvia, Pectinida, Pectinidae. Gene Ontology annotation, cellular component: nucleus. Gene Ontology annotation, biological process: transcription by RNA polymerase II. The transcript is spliced from 31 exons. The coding region runs from base 166 to 4290 and encodes 1374 amino acids. The record is from RefSeq and is a predicted model, not a curated record.
UCGUGCUAUUAACAAAAUGGUGGCGCGCAGUUACAAGAUGUGGUUGUGCGAGAUCAUUGUUUUGUUUUGAUGUGUUUUAAUUAAUGAUGUUUUGACAGCGACUUUGUUUUCACAUUUACUAUUUGAACCUCCAUAACAGAAGACGUCACAAGAUAUUUCACCAAGAUGUUACCAAGACCAAAACCAGGUGAUACGGAGGAAGACCUCCUGAAAUUCCAGAAGGAAUUCAUGGCUAACAAAGAUAAACCAGCAGUCACUGUGGUCAAACGUCCGGACAAACGUAAGAGCAGUACCAGUGAUGACAGCAAAGCUGAAGACAGGAUAGAGCCGAAUCGAGAUGUAGUUAACAUGGAAGUCCUUCCUCCUGAAUCAGAAAGUGUCCCACCAGUAAAAAAGUCGAGGUUCAAAAGCCAACAGGAGGAGAAGACUCGAAGACAGAAGAAAGAGGCAGAGAUGAAUCUAAGUCCUGAGGAAAGAAUUGACAAAACCGACAAAUCUACUGCUGCAGUUUUGACCAAGAUUAUUGAAAGGGACACCAGGUCAAGUCAGGUACAACUCCCAAGACAUACUAGUCAAGCUUUCCCAUCAGUUGUCCAUUAUGACAACCCAACACAGAAUGAAGCCAAAAGUCGUGGAAAGAAGAAGAGUUUAUUUGCCCAACAGUUUUCCAGACAGGGCGCUGGCUACUUUGGUGUCAUGCUACAACAGGAGGAAGCAAAAGUUUCAACAAGCCCAUCAACACAUGCUUCUAUGGAGACGGGCAGCUCAGGUACUGAUGCCCCCCACCUGGUAGAAGGCCUGGGCCUUAGUGCUACCUUUGGAAAGGAUGAGGUCAAGCAAAUUCACCAAGAGAACACAGAAAAACUGGCCGCAAUGUCCGAGGAUGAAAUCCUACAGGAACAACAAAAGUUGAUUGAAAUGUUAGAUCCAAACCUGGUGUCUUUUAUCAAAUCAAAGUCCAAAAAAGAAAACCCUGCAUCAAAAUCUACCAUACCACCACCUAUGUCUAUGGAGAAGGACACAUCUCAGAGAGCUAAAACAGAAUCAGAAACUUUAGAUGAGGAUGAGCUACCUGUCAAACCCAGCAAAGACUGGGUGAAUAUGGACAAGGCAGAGUAUGACAAGUUAUCCUGGAUGAAGGAGUUACCUCCCCCUCAAACUGGAGAUGCACAGACUGGUCAGCAAGCAAGAUUUGACUUCAGAGGCCAACUGGUACAUGCUGACCUUGACCUUCCUGUGACCUCUGGAUUACAUCACCAUGGUAACGAACCAGAGAGAGCGGGAUAUACCCUUGAGGAACUUUUCCUUCUGGCCCGGAGUACCAACACCCAGCAGAGAGUGAUAGCAUUCACUACAAUGGCUCGAAUCUUCUACAAGGCCCGGAGUGGUGAGCUCGGUCAGCUUGUUCAGUCGGCUAUACUCCCAGCGGUGUUAGACGGAGGUGUGCUGUUCCUGGUGCGAUGGGCUAUGGAUGAUAAGAUUGACAUGGUCUUAUCAGCGGCAGUGCACACUCUUCAUAGUCUUCUGGUCAACCCUGCAGACGAGCUUGCACUUGACCGUGUUUUCUCCUGGCACCAGGGACAUGUCGUUACGGAAUUAAACCCCUCACAAGAUCAGGCAACAUCCAAGGAGGAAGACGAUGAAAAUACAGCACAAGAAACGGACGCCGACGUCCUGAAGCGGGACAUUGUUGUGUGUCUUGUUGAGAGAAUGAACCUGUUACCAAGGAUACAGUAUCUCCUGGACCAGUGUCGUCCUCAGGCUCCCACAGUUCUUCACAUUAUCAGCAUUCUGACUCGAAUAGUUAGACAUUCCUCAACAGUAGCAUAUAAGGUGAUGCUGUGUCCGGGUUUGGUUGAGAUGAUAAUUCGGGAGUUUUUGCCGACAUGCUGGCAGGAACGAGGCGAUGCCCCCUUAUCUGACCUAUAUGGCACACCUGUACCUGCUGUGAUGCGACUGAUGCGGACUCUGGCCCAGGCAGGCAGACAUAUUGCUGCACACCUGAUAUCUACCCUCCAUCUACACAAACAACUUUUGCGGUACCUUAUCGCUGACCAGCCCAGACAUCUUCAGUUGGCUGAGUCUGAAUGUUACCAGUUACAGAUCGAGAGUUUACGUGCCCUCAAACUCUGUUUGCUGUAUGGCCUGGGGGCGGAAACCUUCAUUGACCUGUUUCCAACAUUUGUUAAACAACUUCAGCAGCUACAGCGGGAUGUUACAGACGAGUCGGUCAGUACACACAGAAUGGAGAUGUACGUGGAACUUGUCGGCGUCCUGGAAGGGGCAGUUCACUUAGCUGGAACAGCAGGACUGACCAAUCAAAAAGCAGCAUUUGUUAGGAGUGAAGAUGGCAUGUCCUCCGAGUCUACUAAGGCUGAAGAGGUUGCCACGCCGACGCUGAAUUGGGGUCAUGUGGCUGACCUGUUACAGCCGUUAAUAUCGGUCCUACAGAAACACUUAACAGAUGUCAAGGACACCUACCAAAUCAAGAAGCAGAACCUGCAGCUAUCGGUGGCCUGUAUCAACUUUGUGACAUCCUACUAUGCACGCUGGCAGACACAGGUGUCGGUCAGUGCUGUGGUCAGUCUUCAAAGUGUGGAGGAGUAUCUCACUACUGUUCUCGAGCCGUGCUGGGCUGGUUUUGGGUUCCAGGUCAUUUUCUCUAAACUCAGUUACCACUCCCAGCUGUUGAGUCAGUCUAAGCCCUUAGUCAUGGAAACAACGCCUAGUAUCCCGGGUCUGGGAUGUACAGAACUUAAUGAGGGCCAACAUCCCAUCCUCACCACAGGGACACCGUACGGCCUGGUGACAGCCAUUCUCAGACAAAUAUACACUCUUUGUAGUAUACACAAGGGAGUCCGAGCCAGGGUGUUACCGUGGAUACUGAGUCACAAGGACUUAUGGGUUUACCUACAGAAGGCUUCCACCAGUUCUUCACAUCUCCAUGGCAACCACUUCACCAAGUUUGAAAAUAUUCUUCAUUAUUUCUACCUCAAGUUGGCCAGUAUGUCGGAGCCAGAGCAGCUGAAGCUUGACCUCUCUGUGAUACAAAGACUGACCUUGACCUUGCUGACCAGACUCCACCAUGGAAGUGAGCAUCUAAUCCACGACCUUCUGUCAACAGUCGUGUUUAGUCCCAGCUUAUGGAGGCUUGAUGGAGAUGAGAGAGCAUGUGGGGCCCUAGCUGACCUCAAACUGUCCGAUACACAACACGUGACACAAAUCACCGAGGAGGAACCCGCCCCUCAGAAAGAGCUACUACAGGGAUGUCACGCCCGACUGAACACACUCCGUGCCACCUACCUUAAGUCCUUUAGUCACAGUGAGCGAAUGGUUCAUAGAUCAAGGUACUGUUUUACCAUGAUUCCUCUUCAGACAGAGAAGUUUUUCACCCCGCGGUGCGGCGAGUGUCUGAUGCCCUGUGAUUGGAUGUUUGUCCCACUUAUUGACCUGUACAAUGUGUUCAGCUCUGUUGGAGGAGAUGUCCAGAAUGCACUGUCCGCGAGCCAGCUGGACACAGUGACCGCUGUCCUUCAGUGGAUUUACCUGUUGGAGGUGUGCCAGGGAGACAAGAUGGCCGCCAUCUCCGUCACACUCAAAGUGUCGCGCAUCAUGUGUACAUUCCUCACAGGUAACGAUCUCUUCCUUGACCGUACUGUCCACUGUUACCUAGAGGCCCUUCUUCAACGGUACAUCACACCAACCCUUCUACACAAGCUCAACUUUGAAGAGGAUAUUCCCGGACUUGUGUCCUUCUACGACUUAUACGUGGCCCUACUACAGCAGUAUGAGGCAGUGUCGUUUGGCGACUCCCUGUUCGGGUGCUACUUACUGCUUCCUCUACAACAGAAACAUGCGAUACAGCUGAGGAGGUCGGUUUGGGUGGAAUACAGAGGGAUACUAAGGACCCUGUACCUACCUGUUAAAGAGUUGUUGAUCCCCGUCGAGGGCUUCCUGAUUCCUGAGGAGACAGACAUGGAGUUGCUCCGACUUUAUCUGGAGGGCUUGUUGUCAGGAAGUGUCCAGCCUCGAUGGUGUCCGGUACUUUACCUCACUGCUGUUCACCAUGUCAACAGGUUCUUUUACACCCAGGAUGGGAGACAUACCCAGCUCAAACAAGGCAUGCUCCGUGACAUUGUGAGGAGUCUGAGAACGGAAGUGAGACAACACUUACUCUUCUACAAAACGGCAGAUGUUUCUCUGAACUGUGGGAUGGAACUGUAUGAAACUUUGCCGCCAGUACGACAGAAACUUGUCCUGGAUAUCGAACAAAGCUUAAAUGAAACCUAGCAUGACUAAUUAAACCCCCGAUGGAAAUAUGCGUCGAUGUUAACUGGAGAUAUAGAUGUUAUGGAUGUUUACGUGAGAGUUAUGCCUGUUUACUGUGAAAGGUUCUUCAAGAACAAACUGAAUCAUAAAGUGCAAUAUUGGAGGAUACCAAUUUUACUUUCAAGAUAUAAUUAUGAUAUUUUAACACCUGACAUAUGUUCAGUGGUGCAGGAAUUGCAGACUGAUGUGAGUUUUUAUAGCUUGUGAGGAGAAAUUACAGUGUCUCUGUGAUGGACAACGACUAAGUAAUCGUGAUGUGUAUGUUUACAGAUCGAUGGACAGUGUGUUUCACUGUGAUAUUUACUUCAACAAAAUAGUGCUGAUGAUUACAAAGUUGAGUAAAAUAUUAAAUUCAU